Saccostrea echinata is the source of this 434-nucleotide messenger RNA. RefSeq lists its product as uncharacterized. The transcript has 3 exons. NCBI's taxonomy places the organism in Eukaryota, Metazoa, Mollusca, Bivalvia, Ostreida, Ostreidae. The coding region runs from base 1 to 384 and encodes 127 amino acids. The record is from RefSeq and is a predicted model, not a curated record.
AUGAAGUUCUGGAUGCUAGCUGUGAGCCUUGCAGCCAUUUUAAGUUUUACCCAAGGGUUUGAUGUCUUGACAAGAAGUAAGAGAACAGCUGUUGAGAGACAUAUCAAGGUCAGACAGGAGGAGAAGUAUGAUAUGGAUUACCUGAUAUUUAAUUAUGGGGACACUAACAAGGACGGACUUUUGUCGGAGGAAGAGGUUAGAAAGCUCUUCAAUUGUGGAACCUUCGCUCCCCACGUGAAUGACAUUAUACUGAAACUUCGGAAGCCUGAUGGCUCCCUGUCUAUGGAUAUCGCGGCUUGGCGGGCAGUGGUGUUCACAGAGGCUGAUAUGAAGGAUUUGACACGGUCUCCUUAUGUGCUUAUUUUAUCCAGGAAUAAUAAAUAAAUUAUGGAAUACCAUUUUCAACUAGAUAAAUAAAGAUAUCAAAAUUAUAA